This is a messenger RNA of Neoarthrinium moseri, 1572 nucleotides long. RefSeq lists its product as uncharacterized. Gene Ontology annotation, biological process: transmembrane transport. Gene Ontology annotation, cellular component: membrane. The record is from RefSeq and is a predicted model, not a curated record. The transcript is spliced from 3 exons. Lineage: Eukaryota; Fungi; Ascomycota; Sordariomycetes; Amphisphaeriales; Apiosporaceae. Bases 1 to 1572 code for a protein of 523 amino acids. Gene Ontology annotation, molecular function: transmembrane transporter activity.
AUGGACGAGUCCCAAGAAGACCACGAUGAGAGCACGGAGCAGACUCCCCUGGUAGCAGGGAGUGCCGCCAAACAGCGUCGUCCACCACACCGGCACAUGCUGUCAGUCGCUUCGAUUGCCUCAAUUGCAAGCGUCAAUGUCCCCAAGGCGCACAACGGGAAUACCAUCGUCAACAUCUUGUGUGCAAUCGCCUUUGUUGUCUCUGCAGCGGCCGGCUUUGUCAUUAUCCCACUCACGCAGUUAGUCGAGAACGUUGUAUGUCACAAGUACUAUGGAAUGGGAAAUGAGCCUAUCGACGAGGAGCUCUGCAAAAUAGAGUCCAUCCAGGCUGAUGUGGCUUUCGUUUUCGCCAUUGUUGGGGUUUGCGAGGCGGUCGUAGGCUUUCUUGCUGCUUUCCCAUGGGGAAUUGCUGCCGACAGACUUGGUCGGCGACCUGUGUUUGCGCUGUCUCUUCUGGGCAUAUCACUAGGAAUAAUAUGGGAUAUCACAGUCUUGUGGUUCCCUUCGGUCUUCCCUCCGAGUCUCAUUGCUCUGUCCUGCCUUUUCCUACUCGUAGGAGGCGGUAAUGCCGUUCUAAUAGGCAUCGUGUAUAGUAUGGUGUCAGAUGUCAUCUCCGAGGAUAAAAGGGCGACUGCUUUUAUGCGCGCUCAUGUCAUUAGUGUCAUAGGAAGCUUGGUGUCUCCAGCUUUAUCAUCAGCUAUGUUAACAGUGACUAGCCCCUGGGCUGCCAUGUGGGUAGGGGUUGCUUGCUUGCUGAUCGGAGCAGUUGCGUUUCUAUUCGUCCCGGAGACAUUGCAACAUAAGACUCAGAGUGAUGCCGCCGAUGAUCAAUCCCAAUCACCAGCCAGUCUUAGUGGCCAUCUCUCUGAAACAUACGAACGACUAAAGGAGAGCCUCUCCAUCUUGAAGUCGCCAUCCUUGAUACUCCUACUCCUUACAUGCAUUGUCACGCAGCCGUUCUCAUCAGCGGUCACACAAUUCCUUGUACAGUUCGUAUCAAAGCGCUAUAAUGUGCCAAUCAGCGCCACAGGCUAUAUCCAAUCAACAUAUGGCCUAGCUCAGGGCGUCCAAGCACUAGUUAUCUUACCAUUAUUAUCGCAAUUCAUGAUGCGGGAUUCGACGCCGAAACCAUUCCUCAUGGCCAACGAGCAGGAACGCGAUCUGACGCUUGCGAAAUGGUCCUUUGGCUUUGUUUUCCUCGGUUUCUUUGCUCUGGGAGCUGCUCCGACUGUCUGGAUGUUUAUCUUGGGAUUGUUGGUUCUCGCCUUAGGCUCAGGUUACAAUUCCUUGGCCAAAAGUCUUAUGUGUCUCUACGUCGAUCCAGAGCAUCGUUCACGCCUUUUCAGCAUGGUUGGUAUGGCAGAAGUGAUUGGUUCGGUCUACGGCCCGCCGAUGUUGGCGGGACUUUUUGCUCUUGGGAUGAACCUAGGAGGAGGCUGGAUGGGACUUCCUUAUUUCGGUAUAGCGGUCCUGUCUGUCUUUGCAAUGGUGAUGUUACUUUUUGUAAGUGUUCCCAAGCACCGGGAACCUGGGCCCCCGCCAUAUGAGGAAGGGCCACUACACGAAAAUUGA